Molecule: messenger RNA, 4767 nt
Organism: Nilaparvata lugens (brown planthopper)
Lineage: Eukaryota; Metazoa; Arthropoda; Insecta; Hemiptera; Delphacidae
Product: folliculin-interacting protein 1
Exons: 13
Coding region: 278-3223 (981 amino acids)
Cellular component (GO): cytoplasm
Molecular function (GO): ATPase inhibitor activity; protein-folding chaperone binding
Source: RefSeq, a predicted model, not a curated record
UCAUUGGUUUGCUCUUGGCGCAGUCGUGUCGUUUCGUGUGUGCGUGUGCGUAAAUACAGUGUUGUCAUAUGACCAAGAGAUGCACGUGACAGAUUUAUUUACAUUUUGAUUAUUAAAAAGUAUUUCUUUUUGGCGUAAGGCGUUGCGAUGAAUCAUACUACAUGUUUCUCAAUCUUUGUAAUUGAUUAAAACGGUAAAAUAUGUUUUGUAACAUCUACAAAACUUGACCCGUCUCAAGAUUUCUAGUUUGUUUGAAAUCCUAAAAUUGUUUCAUAAAAUGGCAUUGUUUGCUCGGUUUUUUUCUCAACGUAAAAAUGUUAAGAAGGAAAAUACAACUCAACAGUCUUUCAUCAACAAAAACACUCAAAGAAGACCUUUUGAUUUUGAACUUGAUCAAGUACGUGUCCUCCUAUUCCGCGAGUGUGAUUGGAGAGGUCGUAAGCUUCUGUUCGACUCUGCAGCUAAACCAAGAUCUGCCAACGAUUUAAAAAGCAAUGAACUCUCCAAUGACAAUAGGAAUUGCGGCGAGCAGGCUAGCACCGAUACAAACGCACUUGGAGAGGCGGUGUUCGGAUCUGUGGCGAUGCUGCUGGUUGGGCCAGCGGUCAAAGUGCACACUCUCAGCACUCCUCGUCGUCUCAUGUUGUCGUCUGUGUUUCGGUGCCCGCACGCGCGAACUCGCACAAGGCAGGUUAGCGAUCGUAGCGUUGACAGUUCUUAUGGCAGCUCCGUAAACUCAGCUAGUGAUCUUGCAAUCGAUACCAGUAAUGGCGACCUCAAACCAUCCAGUAGUUCCAAAUUUAUGGUUGUUGCAAAUUCAGUUGACAAGGAAGAAAGUAUUAACGACUUGGAAUGCUUCAGCAACUGCCCUCUACAUAGCUUAUCAAUUGCAGACUACGGAAGUGCAACCACCAUCAGCAGUGGUGAUGGGUCGUCUUCGGGCAGCCUGCGACGCAGAUGGGUGCGCAGUGCAGCGACUGCAGUCGCUCGACUCGAUGUGGACGCGGAGGCGGCAGCGGGGCGGAGGCCGAGGGGUGGCGCAAGGCUGGCCUUGGCUGUCAUCCUCACCUCUGACAACCACCAGCCCAAUGAAAUGGAACAAUUCCUUCUGGAGAGAAUUGCACUGCUUGUGCAGAUGAUGACAACCAUCCAGUACAAGGCGGAAAAGGCCUACAUGCAUAAAGAUGGCUUCCAUCAGAUUAUGACUGACGCCAGCUCUGAUGCGGCACAGGCCAUCCAUGAUCUGUUUUGUUGUAUGCGUAUUGAGGCACCUCUCUGGAUGAGCAUUACUUCGAAAUCUCAGCACAACACUGAACUUCGGUUGGAUCUCCUGACGAAAUUCAUUCGUGACUUGUCAUUUCUCCUUCAAACACUAGAUACGAAAAAUUCAAACUUCUUUAUGAGUACUCUGUUGACAGCAGUGCUGACUCAUCACUUGGGUUGGGUGCCAACCGUUUCUGACCAGAAUGAAUCAACCAGUGAUCAUUGUUGCUCCAAAAAAGGACAGCUAUCGGCUCUGUCCGAGUGGCACCCGUACAGCGCGCUGUGGGCCCAGCUGGAUGACUUGAAGGGCGCCCUAGGCACUCCGUCCAAAGUGGCGCGAACCAUUGUCAUCGGCCGAUCCGAAUCGCUGGUCGUCAAAGUGCUCUCAGUGCUCAGCUACUUUGUGCGUUGCGGCCGAGUCCAAAGCCGCAAAGAGAGCAAGAUAGACAACGACGACGAGAAAAAACUGUUUGAGACUGUUACAAUACCCGAAAUAAAGACUGAAAACACCGCAAAGAAGACUGAACUGUUGCCUGAAAACGAUACGAAAGCAUAUUUCCGACGACGAAUGAAUGGUCAUUUUAAUAGACAGAAUACGAUGAGAAGUGUGAAGUCUGGCAGUAACCUUGUGAAGCAGGGGUCCGAGUUGGAUCCGGCCCUUAUCUCUGACAAAGUUACAAAACUGUGUCGGGUGCCACGGUCAGCUGUCGAGAACCACGAUAGUCCUCCCAACGACAAUAACCUAUUAUCGGUGCAGAACCGUUUGUCACGCACUCAACUGAUCAGUCCACGCGAGAAGCAACAGCCCAGUGUCGAGAUGAAGAAUUCGAUCAACUCACACAAUGACAGAGUGGUAGACUGUGAGGUGUCAGUUGUUGUCGAGUCUCCAAAGACGAACGGUGUUGUAUUCAUGGUGGGGGACGACGACAGAUUGGCAGCUCUAACGAGGCUGGGCAACAAUAACCUGGAGGAAACUGAUAGACCCAGUGAUGAGGUAGACUUCAUCAGCAGUGAUUUCACGAAUAGUUGCUCUUCAGAUACAGAUGAGAAGGAUGCUUCGGAUGCAAAAUCCAAACCGACUGAGCAUCUGGAGAGCAGUCACAGUUUUCCGGAUGUGCUGAGAGCCAAGCAAGAGUUGGAUAACAGUUUGAGUCGGUCGAGUGAUAUUGGUGGGGUGUGUCGGGAGGUGAGGCCGGCUCCUGUCGAUCGUGGUAAGCUCAAAUCUGGGAAGGAGACUUGUGAGAUCGACACGUCUGUGCAGUUCGCUUGUGAAAUCGAGACGACGGACAGCUCUGUCGAUUGCAAGCAAACCGAUAAGCCGAAUGUCGACUGCAGUAGGGUUUACUUAGCGAUACCCGAUUCGAGGAGAGAUGAGGAAGAGACUGAAGUUGAGCUGGCAGCGAGCGUGGUGGGGGGAGUGAGUGACCACUACGUGCAGUGCAUGGUGGUGCAAGGACUGGUCCAAGUGCAACCUGCACCUCACCGCAGCUGGGAGGCGGACUUGCGCCGUGAUCUGUUCAUGGAGGUGCGAUCUCCUGUGCUCAACCAACAGCAUGAUGAGGCCGUCUGCAUCAUCGCCGACCUCGACAACUGUGAAGUGAGGGUGAUGUCCAGCCGGACGCCGGCCAUUGAGCGGAUGGCAGAGGGUGGUGGGGGUGGCAAAGGAGUGAGAGCCAUCAUGUCGCGGCUGGUUGCUGACAUGCUCGACGCACAACUACAUCUCUGCAAAAUGAAUGUCCCACCACAGCUGUGUGCGGAACACAUGGAGGCGAAAUUGGACGAGUUUGUAGGACGCAGCCGUACACUAGCGGAACUGCUGUUGAGCUGCGCAGAUUUGAUGCGCAUGGACACUCUUACCGCUGCCCUGGAUGUGGAUGCCAGUGACGUCACACUCCUAAUGGCCAUCGCAUCUGUGCACACGCCUCAGCUGGCUUCGCGCUGCGGCAUUACCAUCAACUGAACCAACACUAGAACCAUAGAGGCCAACUUUCUUCACUCCAAGAUAUGUCACACUAGAACCAUGGAGGCCGAAAGGCAACAACUUUCUUCCCUCCAAGAUAUCAACUGCCUGGUAUGAGGUAUAGUAAGAUUCAUUUUGAACUGUCAGCAAUGGGAAACAUUGAUGUUCUUUAUAAAUUAAUGCUGUCAAUUUUAAGUGAAAAUCACUACAGUGCAUGUGAUCGAGAAUUGUUUUUGUCACAGGAAAAUCAAAUAAAAUUUUAUUGCCUCAAAAUAAUACACAAAAACAAUACGUUAUAUAUUAGAAAAAAAUCACCUGAAAGUACAAAAAAUACAUAAUGAAUAAAAUUUCUUAAAAUAGAUUCGAUUUUUAGAAAGAUAUAACAUAUUACUCUGAUCCCAAAAGUUGAUUUAGAAUAUUGUGCGUUCAUACGACGGAAUUCUCUCACUUAUAUAAAUUUAAUCUCAACAAUAUUAUAUUUUUUUAAAAUAUCGUCGGUCAAGUGUAGUGAUCGGAAUACUUAAUUUUUGGUUAUAAUUGGAAACGUUUUUAAAACUCUAAAAAUUAUGAAAAAAUUAACGUCGAAUUUUGUGUGUAUCGAUGUUUCUGUGUGUCCACAUGACAAACUGUUCACUCAUUUCAGUUAUUCAACUCUAGUAAAGAUUCUAAUAAGAAUAACAAUCUUCAUUGGCCAUUAAACAAACAGAGAUUUAAUAGGCUUCGUCAAUUAACUUAACACGGGUAGUCAAACAUCUAUAAAAAAUUAAAUCCAAAAAUAAUAAUUUCCAGUUACAAUUCUAGGAUAGGCUACUAAUGUCACAGUCCAUUACAUAUAUGACUCUUAAAUAUUAUAAAAUGGUGUUUUCUAAGCCAAUUAUUCAUCACUGACUUGAAGCGUUUAACAUGUAAAUUUCUUAAUAAAACAAUAUUGAACUUGAAGUACCCUUUAUUAUUUAAAAUAUUACAACGACUAGUUUCGACCAUAACUUUCAGGUCAUUUCUCAUGAAAAUUUCUUAUUCUAAGAGGAAGUUAUUGAAUAAUAUAUUUGAUACAUACUGGUAUGACUUUUAUGUAUUUUAGACAGUCUUACAUAAGGUGUUUGAAGAUCAGAGUUUAUUCUGAUUUUAUAGUCAUCAUUAUCACUAUUUCGAGAGAAACUGUUUAAUUUUUUCUUAACCUGCAGCAAAUUGUAAUAAAUAUACAGUUUUUGCAUUGGUGUUUUGUCAUAAAGCACAACCGCAUAGCUAAUCAGAGAAUGGAACAGGCAAAAAUAAGUUUAAAAUGUUUGUGUACUUACAAAAUAUUGAAGUUUUCUUAUAAGAAACCCAACUCUCGAAACUCUCCUGCAUACAAAUUCAACUUGUUAUUUCAAUGUUAACUCACUAUCUAUGUACAAUCCCAAUAGCUCUAUUUACUGCUCUAUUCUCACAAACAUUAUUAAAUAGUGAAAAAAUAUAUAAUCAGUUCAUCAUUGUUAAUUGCUAAUCUAUCAGAUUCAAACUAGGCUGUAGAUGAUUGGAUACUUUCUAAUAAUAUUGAUACA